Molecule: messenger RNA, 8526 nt
Organism: Prionailurus viverrinus (fishing cat)
Lineage: Eukaryota; Metazoa; Chordata; Mammalia; Carnivora; Felidae
Gene: PPFIBP2
Product: PPFIA binding protein 2
Exons: 26
Coding region: 322-3057 (911 amino acids)
Biological process (GO): neuromuscular junction development
Cellular component (GO): presynaptic active zone
Molecular function (GO): protein binding
Source: RefSeq, a predicted model, not a curated record
GUCCCUGCGGACCGCCGCGGAGCCCGAGAAGGAAGGGGAGUGGAGGGGCGGUCCCAGGGGAAGGAGGGCGGGGAGAAGCGGGGGCUCCGGGACGAGCCUCCUGUGGGUCCCGCCCCCGUCACGUGGGCUCCAGACCCGGCCGCUGCCGCUCGGUCCGCUGGUUGGUCGGUCAGUUGGUCGGUGGGUCAGUGGCCUGCAGCUCGGUUCUCGGCUCUCAUGUUCGGAGGUGGGAGGGACACGGGAGCGGCCCUCACACCUGAGCCGCCCGGAGAGGAGCCCAGCACCCAGUAAGACAAGAAGAAGACUGAGGGGAGAGGAGCCAUGGCUUCGGAUGCCAGUCACGUGCUAGAAGCUGCCUUGGAGCAAAUGGACGGGAUCAUUGCAGGCACUAAAACAGGUGCAGAUAUCGGUGACAGUAGCUGCGAGCCUGCACUGGCCUCUCCGGCCUCCCACACGAACCCUUUCCCAGUGCUCCAUCUCGUUGAGGACUUGAGACUGGCACUGGAGAUGCUGGAGCAUCCUCAGGAGAGAGCAGCCCUCCUGAGCCAGAUCCCGGGCCCCACAGCUGCCUACAUAAAGGAGAGCUUGUCCCAGGUGAAUCACCACGGUGCUGCUAGUAAUGAAACGUACCAGGAACGCUUGGCACGUCUAGAAGGAGAUAAGGAGUCCCUCAUUUUACAGGUGAGUGUCCUCACAGACCAAGUGGAAGCACAAGGAGAAAAGAUUCGGGACCUGGAGGUGUGCCUGGAAGGACACCAGGUGAAACUCAAUGCCGCCGAAGAGAUGCUUCAACAGGAGCUGCUAAGUCGCACAUCUCUUGAGACCCAGAAGCUUGAUCUGAUGACUGAAGUUUCUGAGCUGAAACUCAAGCUGGUUGGCAUGGAGAAGGAGCAGAGAGAGCAGGAGGAGAAGCAGAGAAAAGCAGAGGAGUUACUGCAAGAGCUCAGGCACCUCAAAAUCAAGGUAGAAGAGUUGGAGAAUGAACGGAAUCAGUAUGAGUGGAAGCUGAAGGCCACUAAGGCUGAGGUAGCCCAGCUGCAAGAGCAGGUGGCCCUGAAGGAUGCAGAAAUUGAGCGCCUGCACAGCCAGCUCUCCCGGACUGCAGCCCUGCACAGCGACCACGCAGAAAAAGACCAAGAAAUUCAACGUCUGAAAAUGGGGAUGGAAACUUUGCUUGUUGCCAAUGAAGAUAAGGACCGUCGGAUAGAGGAGCUCACGGGGCUGUUAAACCAGUAUCGGCGGGUGAAGGAGAUCGUGAUGGCAACUCAAGGGCCUGCAGACAGAACUCUCUCAAUCAAUGAAGAAGAACUCGAGGGAAGUUUCCGAAAGUGGAACAGUACAAACAAAGGCCCUGACGAAUUACUUAAGCCAGAGAUGCCUCCAAGAUGUAGCUCUCCCACCGCGGGGCCACCUCCACUCCCGCAGAAAUCACUGGAAACCAGGGCUCAGAAAAAGCUCUCAUGUAGUCUAGAAGACCUGAGAAGUGAACCUGUGGACAAGUGUGUCGAUGGGAACCAGCUCUCCCCAGUGAUAGAACCCAAGGACGGCCCUUUCCUGGCAGAGCACAAAUACCCCACAUUACCUGGGAAGCUUUCGGGAGCUACGCCCAAUGGAGAGGCUGCCAAGUCAACUCCCAUGGCCUCACAGCCCGACCCCACAGGGGGCAGCCUGCUCAGGCUGAGAGACACAGAAAGUGGUUGGGACGACACUGCUGUGGCCAAUGACCUCUCAUCCACAUCAUCGGGCACUGACUCAAGCCCCCAGUCUCCCCUGACGCCAGAUGGUAAACGGAGCCCCAAAGGCAUCAGGAAAUUCUGGGGAAAAAUCCGAAGAACUCAGUCAGGAAAUUUCAACACUGAUGCUCCGGGGAUGGCAGAGUUUCGACGCGGUGGGCUCCGGGCAACCGCAGGGCCAAGGCUUUCUAGGACCAGAGACUCCAAGGGUCAGAAAAGUGACGCCGGUGCCCCCUUUGCCCAGUGGAGCACAGAGCGUGUGUGUGCGUGGCUGGAGGACUUCGGCCUGGGUCAGUACGUGAUCUUUGCCAGGCAGUGGGUGACUUCUGGCCACACUUUACUGUCAGCUACCCCUCAGGACAUGGAAAAGGAGUUAGGAAUUAAGCAACCUCUGCACCGGAAGAAGCUGGUUUUAGCAGUGAAAGCCAUCAACACCAAGCAGGAGGAGAAGUCCGCACUGCUCGACCACAUCUGGGUGACACGUUGGCUUGAUGAUAUUGGCUUACCCCAAUACAAAGAUCAAUUUCAUGAAUCCAGAGUUGAUGGGCGAAUGCUACAAUAUCUGACUGUGAAUGAUCUCCUCUUCUUAAAAGUCACGAGCCAACUACAUCAUCUCAGCAUCAAGUGUGCCAUUCAUGUGCUACAUGUCAAUAAGUUCAACCCCCACUGCCUACACCGGCGGCCAGCUGACGAGAGUAACCUUUCUCCUUCAGAAGUUGUACAGUGGUCUAACCACAGGGUGAUGGAGUGGUUGCGAUCUGUGGACCUGGCGGAGUACGCACCCAAUCUUCGUGGGAGUGGUGUCCAUGGAGGCCUCAUUAUCCUGGAGCCCCGCUUCACUGGGGACACCCUGGCUAUGCUUCUCAAUAUUCCACCGCAGAAGACGCUCCUCAGACGUCACCUAACCACCAAAUUCAAUGCCCUGAUUGGUCCUGAGGCUGAACAGGAAAAGCGAGAGAAAAUGGCCUCCCCGGCUUACACACCACUGACCACCACAGCCAAAGUCCGGCCAAGGAAACUGGGAUUUUCACAUUUUGGAAACAUAAGAAAAAAGAAAUUCGAUGAAUCGACAGACUACAUUUGCCCAAUGGAGCCCAGCGACAGUGCUGGUGACAGUCACAGGGUCUACAGUGGCUACCGGGCCCUCAGCCCCCUCGAUGCCCCUGAACUGGAUGGGCUGGACCAGAUGGCGCCUUCGGAAGGCACUGUGACGCAGAUAGGGCUCCUCUCCCAAGACAUUCACCGUCUCACGACUAUGCUGAGCCAGGACCAGCUGCUGAACGACUCUCUCCUGGCGGCUCCCAACCCUGAGGACUGGAGAUGACUUUCUUCAUGGCCAAGAGGCCAGAGAGGCACGUGUGGGGGCCCCAAGUCUCUGCUUCAAGGGGGGCUGGCACAGCCACCCGCAGAGUCCAGACGGGCUGGCAGGACAUCUUGGAACGUGGGUGCUGACAGGAGCGAGCAGAGUGGUGAACAGAUGUCAGGGGGUGGGCCCAGGGGGCCCCGUGUUUUCAACUGUACUGUGCUCUUCACCACAGCUUUAAUACCUUUUGUACUUUUAUACGUGGACUGCACCCCACUUCUGUGGGGAGGGCAGUGAGACAUCAGCACAGACUCGAUUCAAUGGCUCACGCUCUUCCCUGAGACAGUUGGGAGGUUCUUACACCAAAGGGAAAGGGCAAUGAGUUCAUAAAAGCUCUGCUGUUAAGAAAAUCCUGAAGACAAUGUUCUGGCUGUACUGGAGUGGCUGGAAUGAAAGGGGGCCCCUCCUGGGCUGCUUCCACACACAGGGAGUACUUCAUCCACAGGAACCUGGCCAGGGCGUUGGUGUUCAGGGUGACUGCAGGGAAGGAGCGAUGGGCCUCUCUUCCCACUGCCCCAACUGCCCUCAUCCUACCCUCCUCUGCAACAGAGGUUGUCAGUGCUGGGCCUCCUCCAGAGUAGAGGCUGCUCUAACACGUGCAGGCACUCAAGCUCUCCCUAGCUGACAGGCAGCACAGGCUCCAAAGUGCGGUUGUCUGAUCAAAUGGCUCCCCCCAGUGGACAGUGCUUGCUUACCCCAAACCAACGGUUCCACCGCCACUCGCCAUCUUCCCAGAGCAGCCUGUUCCUCUGGGGUGUCUCCUACCUCACCCCACGUGCCCCAGCCAUACUGUCCCGCCCAAACGGUCUCCCCACUUGGCAGAGCCCUGUCCUCUUCCUCCCUGUGGUGGCUUGGGCCUCCUCUCUCCUCUGAUUUCCAAAGCUGGUCUCCUCCUUGGUCCAUCACCUUCCCAAUUGGUCCCUCCAAAGGUUCUCUACCUUACCCCAGAGUGGCCUUCCCAAAGCACUGUUUUGAUCCUGUUACCUUUAUGCUAAGAACGCCUCAGUUCCAGAAGCCAGAGUAGAGUUCAAAAGCCUUUGCUAGCACCCAAGGCCGUUCAGAAGCCACUCUGUAGCCUGUGUCUCUGCGUUUCCCCCACCGUGGGACCUACUUUUCCCCCGUGGUCCCCUUCACAAGACCCAGCAUGACACCACUUCUUUCAGGAAACCUUCACUGGUGUGUUGGUUAGAGGUCCCUGUGUCCCACUGUGUAGUCUGCCCUUGAGCCCGAGCCCUUCCUGGCUCACCCUGAAGUACUGUGUCUUCCUUUCCAUAGCCUCUCAGCACAAACUCACCAAGCAACCUGCUAUGCGUGGGCUCCUGUACAGACCAGAAUAAGAGCCAAUGCUGGUCCUUAGACUGCUUAGGGCCUCCAUGCUGCCAAGUUCCCCAUCCACCCACCCCUUCAUAUGUGCGGGUUAAGCAUGUUCCAUGCCAGGCUCUAAGAAGGGCUACAGAUACAGACAGGCAUGAAUGUCAAGGUCCUUGUCUGAGGGUGCUGAUGGUCUAGUGGGGGGUGUACAUCUGUUUCAAACAGGCAUGUGCUGAAAGUUACAGAGGCUCCAGUAGAAGUCUCUACAGCCUGAAAGAACAAGGUGUCCUUUUUAAUGGAGAGCUGGGGGAGGGGACUGAAAACGACUUGGAUUUCAGAGAUGAAUCAGGUUCCCCAAGGGUGCCAGAGGGGAAAGGCAUUCCAGGCAGAUGGACAUGGAACAUGCCAGCACAUCCCAGGAAGUGCCCAAAGUUGCUAAAACCAGAGAACAGUUUCUCAACCUCUGCGCUGCUUUCACUUAGGGCUGAAUAAUUUGUCGUGAUGGGGGCUGGUUUGUGUGUUGUAGGAGGUUUCGUGGCAUCCUCUACCCCUGUCUGCCGCCUCUGGUUGUGACAACCGAAAAUGUCUCCUGACUUUGCCAAAUGUUCGGGGGGGGGGGGGGGGGGGUGCAAAACUGCCCCCUAGCUGAGAACCACUGGGCCACAGAAUGGGGUAAAAGUUGGAGGCCCAGGGAAGGAAAAAUCUGGUGAAGUCAGCUGGAGUCAAAUCAGGAAAGGCCCUGUGAGCCAGGUCCCUGUGAUUUAUCUUGGAGACACAGGUGGCCAGAUGGGGACUAGUGAAAGCAGGGACAAGCAUGGGAAGAUGUGUGUUAGAGAAAAAUAUCUGCGAGUAGGCUCUUCCUCACCCUAUAGCACCUGGCAGAGUAUCUUUCCCCAAGUAGGGGAUUCACUGAGGGGGCACUGAACACACAAAUGAGUGAAGGCUCACCGCCCCCAGCCCCGCCACCGUGGCGCCCCUACUGGCCCUCAGGGGAUCAUCCCUGUAGGCAGGGCAUAGCUGCACUUCAGUGAGAUCUCUAGAGCCGUUUUCCUUUGUCCUGUACCCAACCCCCGCCCCCCCCCCCCCCCCACACACACACAUGGUGACACCAGUUUGCAGCAACACUACCAUCCAGUUUCUGUAGAAAGGCAAUGUCUUGGAUUAAACACAGCCGGGUCUGAAGCCCACCCCUGCCACCUCCUGUUGGAAUGACCUGGGGGCAAGAACUUCAUCUUGGAGCCUCAGUUUUCUCCUCUGUAACUUGGAGAAUAACUCCCCCCGUAGAAUCUCUGGCUUGUUAUGAGAAUGAUGAGAAGUAAAGUGCAGAAAGGUUCUACCCACUCACAGUGACAGAGAAGCAUAUCAGCCUGGCCAGGAACAGCAGAGGCCAUCGUGGUCACUUGUAUGAUUUGGGUUUAGCAACGUGAAGGAUUUAAGGAAUAGCUCCUGGAGCCUACUCUUGUUUGCAAAUUCAGAAGCUGCUAUAUUAACCACCCUGGGCACCAUACUGGGAUGCUAGGAAAACCACAGCCCUGGCCUGUGUUUGUUGCAUAAAGCCCAGGAGUCCAGCAUUCCUGGAGCCUGCCUACCCUGUGGAUUUACUACUACCCUAAUACAUUUGAACAUCAUUCCCACUUCAAGGGUCUGCCACAAAGGAAGGAAGGAUGCACGUGGAAGGUGCCUAGGCCCUCCAGUAGGUCUGGCCUUAAACACAGGAUACUCUGAAGAGGGGUGUUCAGGAGACAGAUUGGAAGCUGACGUGACCCCACUUGGAUUCUUCUGGAAUUCUGCCCCUGCACUUUUGCCAGUCCUGACCUCCUUGGGACAGAGAACAGUUCACAUGUAGGGCUGGCCAAGGCCUUCUAACCUUCUAAAACUGCCUAGCAGGUGUCCCACAAGCCCCAUCUCAUGAGCUGUCUGCUUUGGACUGAAGCUUAUCUCACUAAACUAUGGGAAGAGCUACGAAUUGAGCCUCCCAAGCAAGGCGGUCUCAGAAACCAGUUUAUCUCCAACCCUGUGAAUGCUGCUUUGUAGGCCCACACCCAGAAAAGGAGCGAUGUGCCCAAGGGUGCAUUACAGGCAUUUGUGAACACACGCCACUUUAAUGUGCUGAGGCAGAGCUCACUCUGAAACAGAGGAAAGGGACCAGGCAGAUUUGCUAAGAGCAAGGGAGGUAUUAGUAAGUGAAAAUCAUGUCCUUGGUAUAACCCAGUUUCUCCAGAUUAGGGUGAGCGGCUGUCUGGAUCAGGGGCAGGGGUCCACACACCAGGAUGAACAUGGACUGCCCGGGAGGAGGGAGGUGCUCCUUGAUCAUGUUGGCAGUGAUGUAGCCUGAGCUGUACUUCCAGCCUGAAAUGAAGCAGAAGUAGAAAAAAGCUGUGGGUGUGCCAGGUGGAGUCCCUGACCCCAAGCCUCCUGCCUGGCCUCCCUAGAGAAGGAACCCAGGCUGCUCUCCAAGCCUUAGAAGCCUGCGUUGCUGUUCUCUGCAGAGAAGCCGCAAAGUCAAGGACCUGGUAGGCUCAGGCAGCCUUCAGAAGUGUCUACCCCCAGAUCCCAGGCUCACUGCUGGGACUCUGAGGCCCCCAGCAGGUGUCUGAUGCUGCCGGCACUGUCAGGGAUGGAGAACACAAUAGUGGAGUGUGGUCUGAGUCAUGGCAGAGAUCUGGGGCCCUACAGACUGAGGUUUGCGGCUCAGUUGGGGGCGCCCUCUGCUGGGCAGUGAGCUAUAUGACAAGGCAGGUGCAGUUCAGCGCAGCAGGAGAGUGACAGCCACGGAUGGUGGGCUGUGCGUGGUGCUAGCCACGUGCUGGCAGCCACGUGCUGGCUAGGGUCACAGCAGCUGGCUGGGGCUUAGCACGUGAUGACUGCUAUCCAGGAGAGGCCGGGUGGUAAGGGAGAAGGGGUCACUGGCCAUAUUAGAUGCCACGUGUGUGCUAUCUCUGUGGGAUGCUGUAUCAAGUGUAGCAUGGAGUGGGUGUUCAGACUGACUCAAUGACUCAGUGUCCCUCUGAGUCCCUCCUGAGGUUCAGCGCGUAUAUGGACUGCUGCUGAGAUAUCACACACAUGUCCUUGAGUGCUCUCACAAACAGGUCAUCCCAAAUCCUCUCUCCCUCAAAUCCCUCCAUUUCCCAUGCAGAGACAGAGCUGAAGGUCUCAGCCCUCGAGCACAGAUCCAAAAACCAAACCCAGGGACCAGUUCCUGAGGUGGGUCAAGGGUUGGAGCUAACCCACAGUGGGUACAAUGGGGAUCGUACCAACAGGAGGCCUGUCCAGGGUGUACCACAGGCUGAACUGUUCCGGGUGAGUUCUGGCAACUUCUUCAAGCUCUUUUCUCACCAAGAUAUCCUCCUCUGUCUAGAAAAUAAGGAACGUGAGCAAAGCCCCUCCAGGGACAUCCUGCUUGUCCCCCACACUGGGCACACGGGUCAGCACACGUCUGCCCAAGCUGCCACUGCUCUAGUUGGAUGCUGUCACCACGGCUCCUGGGGCAAAUGAAGGUUCUGCGGCACUUCCUGCACUACCAACCCUCUCUCGUGGGUGGAGGAGGUGGGCUGUGCGGCAGAGGCGGUGACUGUCCUCAGCUGGAAGGACACAGCUGAGCACAGGUGCACAGGCUGGGUGGCCUCAUUCUGACGGCCCAGACCCCCACCCCCAUCCACACUGAGCACCAGGCUAUCCUGCCGGGCUGGACCGAGCUUAGUGUGGGCCCAGGGAGUGCAAGGGGCAAAGGCCAUAAUAUGGAAAGAAGAUCGCACCUAACACCACAGCACUGGAGAGCUACGGGACAGGAAAGCAAAGGCUGGAGCUCAUCUGGGGAAAGGGAGCCAAAGCCACGAGAAACCUGUGCCAGGCCCAGAGGUACCACACAGAGGACCUGGACCUCAAGACUCUUCACAGUUCCUGCACCAGCAAUCCUACUCCUGGGAUUCUGUUUAAGAAAAUAAUCUAAAAGGCAUCAAGCCUAGGCUAUAUUGUUCAUCACUAUAUACUUGACAACUGGGAAAACUGAAAACAAUCUGAAGGCAGAAGAUGUAGUAAAUUAUGGUGCAACUUGGUACAGACUGAUGAAAAUAUGUACAAAGAGUUUUGACGAGAAGAAAGUGUGUGGUAAUGCUGGGU